Triticum aestivum (bread wheat) is the source of this 841-nucleotide messenger RNA. RefSeq names its product auxin-responsive protein SAUR36-like. Gene Ontology annotation, biological process: response to auxin. The transcript is spliced from 2 exons. Bases 1 to 633 code for a protein of 210 amino acids. The record is from RefSeq and is a predicted model, not a curated record. NCBI's taxonomy places the organism in Eukaryota, Viridiplantae, Streptophyta, Magnoliopsida, Poales, Poaceae.
AUGCCGAAUAUCAAACAGAUCAUGUGCUCGCUUUUCAACGCCAACGAUAUGGAAGCAAAUGAUACAGAUACAACAGACAUUUGGCCCCGCCGCGAUCUGAUCCAAACAUCACCUGAUCGGCACACAUACCCACCAUCAGCUGAGCAUCACAACAUCCAUAACACACUUGCUCUAAAUCUCCAGCUGAAAACCAAUUACCCAGAACCAGCCAACAAUGGCCGGUGCCAGGGACUUGCUCAGCUGGCAAAGAGGGUGGAAGCGCUCGGGAGGAAGAGGCUCACCGUGACGGCCAAGGAAGACCAAGGAUGCUGCACCUCUGCACCGGCCAAGGGCCACUGCGUCAUGUACACGGCCGACGGGAGGCGCUUCGAGGUCCCGCUGCUGUACCUCGGCACGACGGUCAUUGGCGAGCUCCUGAGGAUGUCUCGGGAGGAGUUUGGCUUCGCGAGCCAUGGCGAGAUCACGCUGCCCUGUGACGCCACGGUGAUGGAGUACGUCAUGUGCUUGCUGAGGAGGAAUGCCUCUGCCGAGGUCGAGAAGGCGGUGCCUAGCUCUAUGGUGACGCCUUGCCAUUACACAGGCUGUGUGAUGAUGCCUACCGUUGGAGCCAGCAAACAGAUUUGCUGUUUGUAGCUGCUGAAGAACAGCAGGCGUAGACGCUGAUGAUGUCUUCUGUCUUGAGCAGUUUGCCUGGAUAGUGUAAGAGAGUUAGAUAACACACAAUAGGAGAAGGAAAAUUGUAUGUAGAGCAAUGUGAUCAUCAAAGCAACAACCAGCAGGAAUGUGGUCAACCAGCACUUGCAGCAAUUCUUCUCUAUUUUUAAAUGUCAAUGGUUUCAUA